CUCUCCUCCCUCACUUUCUUUCACCUCACUAACUUCCUCUUCCUCUGCCCUGGUAUCUCCUCUCCUCUCCAUCUCCUCACUAUGUGGAUACCAGCUUUGCUCCUAUGGAUGCUUAAUUUCAGCAAUUUGGGCUCAGGACAAGACUAUUCGGACUAUUACCAAACUGGAGACAUGGGCACUGAGGCUCCAGAACUGUCAGACGACCAGCCCAGUUUGGAGUCAGUGACGACUGUGGAUCAGCUAUUACAGCUUCUCUACCCUGAAUACAGUUUGCUUCAGCAGUGCCUGACAAGGAAAUCGUGGCACGCCUCCUCUUCCCCAGCUUAUUCCUCAGCGAGCCCCUUAGCCCACUCUGCCGAUGAGGAUCUGUGGACGGGGGAGGCUGCGUUCAAAGUGGACGGGACUCUGGGAGUCAUCUUAGAAGAGAUCCGGCGGACCUCGUGCCAGCCCAGAGAGGUGUGUGUCGAGGUCGCCAAAGAAUACCCAGAAUCCACCAGCCAGUUCUUCCUCCCUCACUGCGUGGCGCUGCAUCGGUGCGGCGGGUGCUGCAACAACGAGGCCUUUUACUGCACCAACACGAGUCACGCGCUUGUCAACAAGACGUUGAUGGAACUUUCCCCGCCAAGGAUGGAUCGCUCCGUCGUCAUGGUGACCUUCGUCAACCACACUUCGUGCGAAUGCCUCUCCAAGCGUCCGCUCCACUCCAUCAUCAGACGAGCCGCCACAGAUAACCUGUGUUCCCCGCCCGACCUUCCCUGUGCCUCCGGGUCAUUAUGGGAUCCAGUGAACUGUGUGUGUGUCUCUACAGACGCCAUAAACUACUCUGCGAGAGAAACAGAGGCGCUGGACUCAGGUCUGUUGGCUCUCUGUGGGCCCAACAGGGUCCUGCACGAGUCCACAUGCGAGUGUGUUUGUCGAAAUGGACUCACCGAGGACAGCUGCGAUCCAGGAUGGAAACUGGACCACAACAUCUGUGAAUGUCAGUGUGAAGGUCAAGGUGAGGGGAAGUGGUGCCCCCCCGGCCAGCGGUGGGAUGAGGAGCUGUGCGGCUGUGUGUGUGCUGCAGAGUGUCCCGGGAAUCAACCCCUGAACCCCGACACCUGCCUGUGUCAGUGCAGAGAGAGUGCGAAGUCGUGUCUGCGGCAGGGCAAGAGGUUUAACCCCAACUCUUGCAGUUGUUACAGGUUGCCUUGCAGAAAGCCCAGACGUGUGUGCCAGACUGGUUUUUACUACAGCCACCAGGUCUGCCAGUGCAUCCCAAACUUCAUGAGGCCUGAGUGGAAUUAA
Molecule: messenger RNA, 1287 nt
Organism: Anoplopoma fimbria (sablefish)
Lineage: Eukaryota; Metazoa; Chordata; Actinopteri; Perciformes; Anoplopomatidae
Product: vascular endothelial growth factor C-like
Exons: 8
Coding region: 82-1287 (401 amino acids)
Biological process (GO): response to hypoxia; positive regulation of protein phosphorylation; positive regulation of endothelial cell proliferation
Cellular component (GO): membrane
Molecular function (GO): vascular endothelial growth factor receptor 3 binding; growth factor activity; chemoattractant activity
Source: RefSeq, a predicted model, not a curated record